Molecule: messenger RNA, 1133 nt
Organism: Bactrocera oleae (olive fruit fly)
Lineage: Eukaryota; Metazoa; Arthropoda; Insecta; Diptera; Tephritidae
Source: RefSeq, a predicted model, not a curated record
GAAUAUUUUCCAAAAGCCAAUCAUCCAAAAACUUAAUCAGAAAUCUCUUAUCUGAAAUUAACUACACAUACCUGAGUUGAUUUAUCACUUAACUCAGCAGUAAAUCUUUCAACUGCAUUUUGAACAUUUUUGAAAAAAUUUAAAUAUCUUAAAAAGAGGUCGAAGGUCUUUUUACUCUUCUUAAAUUAUGUAAAACAGAAGCUGAAUUAAAAAAACGGUAAAGCUCAGAAUUUUGGUAUUUUGUUGUAAACCAAAUGACUGCACUUGAAAAAUGAAUUAGUAAAGGUUAUAAUAUAUUAUAUGUUAAUUAUUCUGAUACAGCAUCAAGAUAAUCAUGGAAAAAAUACCUAAUACCUUUAACGGCUCGAAUUCUUGCAUGCCAACUUCCGUGUGAUUUAGAGGCGAGCCCUCGGUCAAUGAAGCGCUGCAGCACUUAAGCUCGGACCAGCCGCAUGCUGCGACCUUUGGCUGCAAAUAUCUAACGAGUAUAAAUACGCGUGCAAUAUCCAACCUAGAUAUUAUCAAACUUUAACCGUUGUGGUGUAAACAGCUCAAACAAUCAACAACCAAAAAAUGAAAUUCUUCGUUGCUGUCUCCUUCGUUUUGUUGGCUGUCGCAGCUGCCGAUGUCUCUCAUCUCGGUGGUGGUGGCUACAAUUACCCGGCUCCCGUUCAUGAGGAAGUGAAAUCGGAACCAAUUGCACCACAAAACACGUACCUCCCUCCUCCAGCACCACAAAAUACUUACAUCCCUCCUCCAGCACCACAAAACACUUACAUCCCACCUGCCGCACCCGUACAGGAAGCCGUUCUCUCCGAACCUAUUGCUCCACCACAAAACACAUACAUUCCACCACCAGCAGCACCACAGAACACCUACAUUCCACCAGCACCAGUUCAGGAGGCGGUGCUCUCUCAGCCAAUUGCUCCACCACAAAACACCUAUCUUCCUCCAUCAUCCUCUCGUGGUCAAGACGGUUACCGUUACAAGACCGUUCGUCGUGUUGUCUACAGACGCCGUUUCUAGAUGACUUCAUCGCUGUUGAUUGUUUAUUGUUGUUAUUAGUUAAUGUUGUUAAUGAAGAAUAUACUUGAAUAAUGCUUGAGUUCAAAAUAGAAACGUUGGAAAUUUAA